UUCUCCGCACUUUUGACCUCCGUGAGUGAUGACCUCAAUGCCACACUUGAACAAUUAUCUAAUGCAACUCCUUCUCAUGUUAUAGAGGAUGGUAAGUGCAGAUUAGCACAACUAUUUUUAGGAUGCACUUUUAUUAGCUUCUCUGCAAGCUCGGCCUCUCUCUCAGUACUUGCGCGGCCCUCUCUAACACAACUAUUAUCAGGAAUAUCAGAACUAUUUUCUCUUACUCUUCAUCCUCUGCCUAAAACGAUUAUCAAUGCAUAUAUCGUUUACUCUGGACUUGUUUCUGAAGGUGUUGGUCACUGGAUACUUCCAAAGGGAAUCUUCACUCCUUCACUUUUGCUUAAUCACCUUAAUAGCAUCAGCAAAUUGGUUUCCGCAAAAUGUCCUGCUGGUGGGGACACUUCACCUGGGUGCCGCUUUAAUUUGCGCAUCUGUUCAACUGCUAUAUCUUCUGGUGGCGAUUGGCGGCACUUACUUUCUUCCACCUCCUGUCCGCUCAAGCGUUAA
Protopolystoma xenopodis is the source of this 510-nucleotide messenger RNA. NCBI's taxonomy places the organism in Eukaryota, Metazoa, Platyhelminthes, Monogenea, Polystomatidea, Polystomatidae. The record is from the annotation of a GenBank genome assembly.